Messenger RNA from Cajanus cajan (pigeon pea), 3132 nucleotides. RefSeq names its product Tetratricopeptide repeat (TPR)-like superfamily protein. Gene Ontology annotation, molecular function: RNA binding; protein binding. Gene Ontology annotation, biological process: RNA modification. NCBI's taxonomy places the organism in Eukaryota, Viridiplantae, Streptophyta, Magnoliopsida, Fabales, Fabaceae. The record is from RefSeq and is a predicted model, not a curated record.
UCCCUGUAUGCCGAAACCUAUAAAUUCAAGAGUGUUGACUUGCAUAAACGAUCGGUCCAAUGAAGACAAGCAUGUUCGUGACUAUUGCAGCACAGUGUGAGUCGCUAUUGCGAAAAUUUUCAGCUUCUCAAUCCCUUUCUGAAACCAAAAAGUUGCACGCUCUCAUCCUCACCCUAGGUCUAUUCUCCUCCUCCAACAUUUGCUCUAAGCUUGCCACAACAUACGCACAAUGCCACCACGCCUCCUAUGCAUCCCAUCUGUUUGAUAAAUUGCCUCAACCAAGUUUGUUCUCUUGGAACGCUCUGAUGAGGAUGUAUGUCCAAAUUGGUCGCCCCCUUGAUGCCCUCAACUUGUUUGUUGAAAUGCUCGAGUCGGGUGGGACCAUACCGGACAAAUUCACUUACCCGGUUGUUAUCAAGGCUUGUGGUGACUUGUCUUUGAUUGAUGCAGGCGUUGGAAUUCAUGGGCAGACCUUUAAGUUUGGUUUCGAUUCCGACAUAUUCGUCCAAAACACUUUGUUAGCAAUGUACAUGAAUGCUGGGGAGAAAGAAGCAGCACAACUGGUUUUUGAGUUGAUGCAGGAACGCACUGUAAUUUCUUGGAAUACCAUGAUUAACGGGUACCUUCGGAAUAACUGUGCUGAGGAAGCACUGAGAGUUUAUGAUAGAAUGAUGGAUGUGGGUGUGGAGCCUGAUUGUGCAACUGUGGUUUCAGUAUUGCCUGCUUGUGGGCUUUUGAAGAAUGUGGAGUUUGGGAGAGAGGUUCAAGCGUUAGUUCAGGAGAGAGGGUUUUGGGGAAAUAUUGUAGUUAGGAAUGCAUUGCUGGACAUGUAUGUUAAGUGUGGUCAGAUGAAAGAAGCAUGGUUGCUAGCGAACAGGAUGGAUGAGAAAGAUGUGGUGACUUGGACUACUUUGAUUAAUGGAUACAUUCUGAAUGGGGAUGCUAGAAGUGCUUUGAUGCUUUGUCAGAUGAUGCAGUGUGAAGGAGUGAAACCAAAUUCGGUAAGUAUAGCUUCUUUACUAUCGGCCUGUGGCAGUUUGCUUUAUUUGAGCCACGGCAAGUGCCUGCAUGCGUGGGCAAUUAGGCAAAAGCUCGAGUCUGAGGUCGUUGUGGAAACUGCCUUGAUUGAUAUGUAUGCCAAAUGCAAUCGUGGCAACCUCAGUUAUAAGGUAUUUAUGGGAACAUCCAAGAAGAGAACAGCCCCAUGGAAUGCUAUUCUAUCUGGGUUCAUACAAAAUAGGCUUGCAAGAGAAGCAAUAGAACUCUUUAAACAAAUGUUAGUGAAAGACGUACAACCUGACAAUGCCACCUUUAAUAGUCUUCUUCCUGCAUAUGCUAUUCUUGCUGAUCUCCUACAGGCAAUAAACAUACAUUGUCACCUUAUAAAAUCAGGAUUUCUUUACAGAAUUGAAGUAGCAAGUAUUCUAGUUGAUAUAUACUCAAAGUGUGGAAGUUUACGAUAUGCUCACCAGAUUUUUAACAUAAUUCCUCUAAAGGACAAGGAUAUUAUUAUUUGGAGUGCAAUAAUUGCUGCUUAUGGAAAGCAUGGGCAUGGAAAAAUGGCUGUGAAACUUUUCAAUCAGAUGGUACAAUCUGGAGUAAAACCAAAUCAAGUCACCUUCACCUCUGUUCUUCAUGCUUGCAGCCAUGCAGGUUUGGUAGAUGAGGGUUUGUCUUUGUUCAAGUUUAUGCUUGAGCAACAUCAAAGUAUUCCCCAUGUUGAUCAUUAUACUUGCAUUAUUGAUCUUCUUGGACGUGCUGGUCGACUGAAUGAUGCUUAUAAUCUUAUCAGAACAAUGCCUAUAACACCUAACCAUGCUGUAUGGGGUGCACUACUUGGCGCUUGUGUAAUUCAUGAGAAUGUUGAACUGGGAGAGGUGGCUGCUAGGUGGACUUUUGAGCUUGAGCCUGAAAAUACCGGAAAUUAUGUUUUGUUGGCAAAACUUUAUGCUACUGUAGGAAGGUGGAGAGACGCAGAGAAGGUUAGAGGUAUGGUAAAUGAGGUGGGGUUAAGAAAACUACCUGCUCAUAGUCUAGUUGAGGUCAGAGAUACGUGAAUUUAACAUGUUCAUUUUGAUUGCAAUGUCAACUUAACAACAUUUGCCACAAACAUUAAAAGCCUCUCUAAAUUGAGAGUCAUCGUUGCUUUAGGUAUGGAAGAUCCUAUAAAAUGUGAAAGGUAUUUCCUUUACAGAGGGGGAAGUGCCUACUUGUUGCCAUUAUUUUAAUUAUAAUGGAGGGAAAUGUCUUUGCUUCAAUAAUGUUUGGUAAGCAGAGUUCAAGACAGAUUUUGGCUCCAAUUUCCUUGAUACACUUCUGUUCCUGUUCAAUAGCCAAUACCAAUCAGGGUCUAAUGUCUGGGGCUUUUGACACCCAUUCAUCAGCUAACAAGCUUCCCAGUUGCCAUGUUUGUGAUUAAAGUGAGACAUUUGAGUUAUUCAUGAUUGUGCCUGUUGCUACGGUUGUCUGGUCGUUGUUGAUCACUUACUGGCCGCAACUACUUAUUCUCUCAUUUUCUUGGUAAGUAGUUGGUUUUUUUUGUUACUUGUACUUUCACCUGCUUUUAAUGGUUAUGAAACUAGUUAUGUUGCUUCUGUUCUUGAAUUGUGAUGGCAAUGACGGCACACUGACUACGAGGGAAAGUGGUAGGGCAUAACUUGGUCGGUGCCUCGGUGUUACCACCUAUUCUUAUACCCUCUGCAGUCGCUUGAUAACUAUAUGCUAUUUCGCUGAACUGUGGCAGGAAAAAAGAAGCUAGGUUCUAACCCAAAACUCCCUAUUCUUGACAGUGUUCCGGCCUAAUAAAUUGGGGGUUAUUUAUCUCUCUGAUGCUUCAUGUCAUUAUCAAAUUAUUCUGAAAACAAAAGGAUCCGAAAAGCAAUGAGCUAACACCAGUUCCGGAGAAAUACAUAUCCCAGAUGUCAUGGCAGUGUCCUUUAUUUUAUCCCAUUCUCCAGACAAAUUUUGGGCUAAUACAACCAAACCCAAUAAAACAUACAGUUGUAUUGUAUCUUGCCCUUUUUUCUUUUAAAACUAGUCCAACCAAAGGAUAUUGCUGAGCAUUUUAAUAUUAUAGUAGUGUUUAACAAGUAGAAUGUUCUACUGAAUAAACACACGGGGAUCUAAUUUCAA